Molecule: messenger RNA, 2123 nt
Organism: Polistes dominula (European paper wasp)
Lineage: Eukaryota; Metazoa; Arthropoda; Insecta; Hymenoptera; Vespidae
Gene: CaMKI
Product: Calcium/calmodulin-dependent protein kinase I
Biological process (GO): protein phosphorylation
Molecular function (GO): protein kinase activity; ATP binding
Source: RefSeq, a predicted model, not a curated record
UUAAUUAACAAGAUACGUUAAGAUGGUAUCAAGCUGUGUAUAAUAAUUAUAUAGAAAAGCUAAAAUCAAAGAAAUUCUUGUAAAAGUAUAUUUGAAGAGAAAAAAUAUCAUUAAUAAAAAAAAGAUAAAAGAAGAAGAUAAAAUUAAUGACCUGAGUGACAACAUUUAUAGACUAACAAAAUUAUUCAAAAAACAUUAAAAAUACGAGGCAAGGUUGAUAUAUGCUUGUAUAAAGUGAUACGAGUGUAAGAGAGUAUUGGUAAAAAGAACUGUAGCGGUGAAAGGGGUAGAAGAAGAGAAGUAGGGGAAGGGAAAAAGAGAAGGAAGAAGAAGAAUAAGGAAAAGUGUAGGAGAAAGAAGAGUAGAAGGAGUAGGAGAAGGAGGUGGUGGUGAAAGAGGAGAAGGAAAAGAAGGAGGAGCUUAUCUACAGUGCAGAUCGUGAGGGCGCGGGGCCGCGACCCUGAGCCCGAUACGCGUAAUAUUAUCCUGGGCAGAAAGAGAGCCGAACCGGUAGUAGAAUAGUGUAGUUGUGGUAAAUGCAACCGAAUGCUUUGGAAUACUUAUCUAAGAAAGUUUUAUUCGUAUGGAAUAGAAGUGAGGUACCAGGAUAGUUUCAUAUCUCGAGAUAGAUAUCAUUAGAGUGUAUUAAAGGUCAAGAGUUCAUGAUCGGUUAAACAGAAAAGAAAUGAUGAUCUGGGUCUUGCGAAAAGUUUGAUGACAAACUUUGUUUCUUCGUUUAUUCUUUUCUAGAAGAAUAUUUUUCUCAAUCCCUCUACACAAAGAUCUCAAUGUUUGCUCGUGUGCGUAAUCGUUUAUCAAAUUCAAAAAUGCCGCUGUUCGGUAAGAAAGAUUCUAAUAAGAAAAUGAAGAAGGAUAGCAAAGACGAUAAAUCACCAUCCGUCGAAGACAAAUAUAUUUUAAAGGAAUUACUUGGAACGGGUGCAUUUUCUGAAGUAAGGUCAGCAGAAAGUAAAGAAAAACCAGGACAAAUGUUUGCAGUGAAAAUAAUAGAUAAGAAGGCAUUGAAGGGAAAAGAAGAUUCUUUAGAAAAUGAAAUCAAAGUAUUGAGAAGGUUCAGUGAAAGAGUGACACCACAGAGUGGUGAUGGACUCCUCAAGUCGGAUAGUAGUGGCGAAACAGGAUGGCUAACACAUCCUAAUAUUGUACAACUAUUGGAAACUUACGAAGACAAGCUUAAAGUGUACUUAGUUAUGGAGUUGGUUACCGGUGGCGAACUUUUCGAUAGAAUAGUUCAAAAAGGUUCCUAUACAGAGAAAGAUGCCUCAGAUUUAAUAAGACAAGUUUUAGAAGCGGUUGAUUAUAUGCAUGAACAAGGUGUCGUUCACAGAGAUCUUAAACCAGAGAAUCUCUUAUAUUAUAGUCCAGACCCAGAUAGCAAGAUUAUGAUUAGUGAUUUUGGUUUAUCUAAGAUGGAAGAUUCAGGAAUAAUGGCCACUGCCUGUGGUACACCAGGAUAUGUUGCUCCCGAAGUACUCGCUCAGAAGCCAUAUGGCAAAGCAGUUGAUGUUUGGAGUAUAGGUGUCAUCUCUUAUAUUCUCUUAUGUGGAUACCCUCCAUUUUAUGAUGAAAACGAUGCCAAUCUCUUUGCACAGAUUCUGAAAGGUGAAUUUGAAUUUGAUUCACCAUACUGGGACGAUAUCAGUGAUUCAGCUAAGGAUUUCAUACACAAUUUGAUGUGCGUCAAUGUUGAGAAACGCUUUACGUGCAAACAGGCCCUAGCACACCCUUGGAUUUCUGGAAACGCAGCUAGCAAUAAAAAUAUCCAUGGUACUGUAUCUGAACAACUUAAAAAGAAUUUUGCCAAAUCGAAGUGGAAGCAAGCGUAUCAUGCUACCACGGUCAUACGUCAGAUGCAGAGAUUGGCACUCAACAGCGGUCAGCAACAACAGGGCCCAGGAUCAGGCCCCUGCACCGGCAACCUCACGCCGUGUCCCGAUCAAUCGCAAACCAAUCCCAACAACCAUCAGCACAGACCACUGGGACCUCAAAACAACUUCAAUUGAAAGAAACGUUUGAGCCAUCAUUGUCCACACCAAACUUGGUGGAUUUACCGACCUCUUCUCCCAUUCCACUUACUCCUAGCUCUCCAUUCUACUUACGCA